Messenger RNA from Colossoma macropomum (tambaqui), 4641 nucleotides. It is a transcript of the gene atg14, whose product is annotated as autophagy related 14. The record is from RefSeq and is a predicted model, not a curated record. The transcript is spliced from 10 exons. Lineage: Eukaryota; Metazoa; Chordata; Actinopteri; Characiformes; Serrasalmidae. The coding region runs from base 1 to 1527 and encodes 508 amino acids. Gene Ontology annotation, biological process: cellular response to starvation; autophagosome assembly; mitophagy. Gene Ontology annotation, cellular component: autophagosome; phosphatidylinositol 3-kinase complex, class III; mitochondria-associated endoplasmic reticulum membrane contact site.
AUGGCGUGUCCCCCGGAAAGUGAAGCCCGAGCUGUGGGCUCCAGUGAAGCCGCUGAGGGAGCCGCAGGGGCCCGGGCUCCUAUCCGACAGUCUCCUGCAGUCAUCGCAGCCUCUCCAGGAUCAAUGAUGGUGGAGUCAGUGGACGAUGCGGAGGGGCUAUACGUUGCGGUUGAAAGAUGCCCGCUGUGUAACACGGCGAGACGGAGGCUGACCUGCGCUCGGUGCAUUCAGGCGGGCGACUUCGUUUAUUUCGAUGGCAGAAACCCUGAAAGAUACACAGAAAAGUUGGAAAAGCUUCAGAAGAUGAAAAAUGAAAAAGAGAAUCUUCAGCAAAGAGUCAUCAAUGCUAUGAACAAGAAGGUCCAGGCAGACCAACUUAAGUGGAAAAUCAUGUCAUGCAGGAUGAAAAUUGAGCAGCUGAAAGAAGCAAUCUGCAGUGGGAAUGAAGAAGUGAAGAGUGGCAAAGAUCUGUUGCUCCGCUCCCAGGAAGAAGGCCAGAGACUGCAGCGCCGGGCUAGUCGGCACCAAGAAAAGAGGGACAAGAUAGAGCGUCAUAACCGUCGCUUGAGUGAGCUGCUGGAUAAAAGGACUAAAGAGUUGCAGGGCCGACUGGAGGCUCUGGCUGAGGUGCGGAGGGGCCACAUCCUGGAACUUACCACCUACAUCUUCCCCACACAAGAGGAGAAGCAGGGUAGCAGGGACCCAGCUGAUCCUGCUGUGGCAGAAUAUGACUUUGCCCUCACAUCUAGCACUGUAAGUGAGUUAGCUGAGGCCCGUCGAACAACUUACAUGUCUGGACGGUGGAUCUGGGAUGACCAGAAUGGAGAGACGAGCAUUAGUAUCACUGGACCUCAUGUCACUCUGCCCAGCAAUGGAGAUUGUUCAGCCUACUACAGUUGGGUAGAGGAGAAAAGCACUAAUCCAGGCCCAGAGCUGGAUCAUAUAAAUCCAGCCCACACCAUUAGUGCAGCUCUCUGCUAUGCUACUCAACUUGUUAACAUCCUUUCUCAUAUUCUGGAUGUCAAUCUGCCCAAAAAGCUGUGCAACAGUGAAUUCUGUGGUGAUAAUUUGAGCCGUUACAGAUUUACUCGCGCUGUCAACAAACUGAACACCAACAUCCUGCAUCUCUGUUUCUCCCAGCAUGUAGACAGUGAGCUGCUCCAUCCCCACCACACAUUGAGGAACAUCAUGUUUUUAGUCUCUCCAGAGAAUAAGAACCUUGGCAGGACUGGGCCGUUUGAGGUCAGUGCAGAUUUGGAAGACUCAAUGGAGUUUGUGGAGCCAGAGGCUGCAGGGCCUACGGAGGAAAGUGGAGAUGAGGCAGUGACGGAUGAAGAGACAGACUUGGGUACAGACUGGGAAACAGUACCUAGCCCUCGCUUCUGUGAUAUUCCUUCUCAGCCCAUGGAUCUGUCUCAGAGUACAGCCAUGCAGGCCUCCCAGCCAGUAGGCAACGCUGGAGGAAUGAUCUCCUCCGCUGCUGCCUCAGUCACUUCCUGGUUCCGUGCCUACACUGGCCAGCGCUAAGACCAAGCUGGGGUGCAGACUGCUGUAGCUAUGCAAACAGACAAUUUGUUUCUCCCUCUUUUGUCAGAUCUUAUUGGAAAAAGGGAUGUUUACGGUCAUCUGACGGCAUGGAGAAAAAAUGAAUGUGUGUGGUGGAAAUGAGGGGGAAGGAAACCAUUUCCAAAAGCAACCAGUUUCUGACAAGGAAGGCAAGCUGUGUUUUGAGGGUUGAUAAUAGAAAUAGGACUUACCAAACUGCUUACUCUGACAUUUCAGACCUUUUGUAGCUCACAAACACUGUAGAUGCCCCUCAUUAUCCACUGUCUGCAACUAGCCUCUCUACUAUAAAGCUUGAUGCAUAGAAGAGACAUGAUCUGUUGUGAAGAUUGUCAGCAAGUUAAGAAAAUAACACUACAAGAGGUGACAGAUUGUGCAAGUUGCAAGUCACAUUGAUGGGCUUGUUUGCUUACACAGAAACACUUUAUUUUUUGAAUAUGGAAGCAAACAAGUUGAAAACAACUUGCUGGGUGAUCUCACAACACCCAUAUGUCAGAACCUCCCUUCCAGUGUGAGACUCCCUUCAGAACCACCAUGAGAUUGUAGUGUUAGUGGCUUAGUAUGUUCAGUUAUUUUAGCAGUGCAAGAAUAGUAAAUGUAAGACAUUGGUUGUCAGAUUCAUCUAUGACAUUAGAGAGUGAUCGUGCUGGCAGGCGCCGACAUGUCAAAUUUUGCUGAAAAAUGAAAACGCACCUUCUCACCAGCUAUUCAGCGACCCUAACUGUAUAAAUGUUGCAGUAGUCUGGGAAUGGAUUAUUGAUGUUAUGGGUGUGUUUGUAUGGUAUUUUAUUAAAUUUUAUAUAUAUAUAUAUAUACACAUAUACAUAUAUAUAUAUAUAUAUAUAUAUAUAUAUAAGGAGUUUUACUUUAGGAAGAAAUAAGUGGGGAUGCUCAUUUUAUGCCAUCUUGGCAGUCCUGCCUUUCUUUCUAUUACUACUAACUACUACUAUGGGAUCUGGUAGGCAUGAACUUUAGAACUGAAAUCUUGAUUAAAAAUUUAUAUCAUGGUUUGGUUGGGUUCUAUUGUCUUAUUGGCUCUGUCUUGAUAAAGUCAAAAAGAUGCAUCUUAAAUUUGGAGGACACUUGUGUAAAUGUGUGACAAGCAAUAUUUUGUAUGUCUGGGCAAAACUGAAAAAGUAUAAUAAAAAAAAAAAAACACAUUAUUAAACUGAAACAUGUCCGAGACAUUUACUGCGUAUGACAAAACAUUGUUGUCAUCAAGAAUCAUUUUUGUUUCAGGGGAAAGAACCGAUUAGUUGUCUGGAAUUAAAACAAUGGGAACCAGAUAUUUUCAUGCAUUUUAUUACCCAGUCAAAUGUGUUCAUCCACUCAUUUAUACUGUGCACUUCAAGGCCACACAAUUUAAAAAGGAGAAAAAGAAAUAUUUAUAUAUCUGUAUAUACAUAGUUUGAGUAAAAUAAAGCAACUGUGUGAUCCCAAUGCACAUUUGAGUAUUAGGAGAUUUUAUAUACACAUACACAUACAAGAAAACAUUAAGCAUUGUAUAAUAUUUUAUAUAUCUCUGAUUAGGAGAUGUCAGAUCUGUCAGGCACAAGGAACAACAGGGACAUGAAAGGGUAAAGCAACUUGAAACUGCUUAAUAGUAAAAGUCAAGCCCAAAGGUACUGGACUUUUUACUCCACUUAUACCAAAUAUAACAUUCAGGCUCGUUCACCAAUAUCUUCCAAGGUUUUGUCUUAAUUUCCUACGUUAAGACUUUUUCUUAAAGUCUGUCAGAUUCGUGAUGUACUCCUAAACUGUUCACAUACUUGAGUGUGUGCAGAUUCUGUUCUUCCCUAAGAAAAAAUCCCAAAUAGGGAAACAUUGGUAAAUGUCGGAAUUUUUGCAAAUACUGCAUAAGUGGGUUUUAAGAAGAAAUUUCUUAAGAAUGGUUGGUGAAUGAGGCCCAUUGCCCUUAAAAAUAUUCCAGGGAUCAUUAAUGUUGUGAAUUUCUUUCUCAAGUGCAAUAGGUUUACCUCUCCCCCAACCUUUGUAAGUCACAAAAUCCUAAUACUAAAAAGUAAAUUCUCCCAACUUUAAAAUCAUACACAAAUGUUCAAGUUAGAAUGCAAUACUUGCUUUAUGUUUGCAUGAAAUCAAAAGAGGAAAUAGGUGCAGCUUACAGAUCCUCCAAGAAUACACUUUAUUGAAGUAAAAUGCCUUAUAAGGCAGAAAACAGGUAUUACAAUAAUGCUCUUUAAAAUUCUGAAACACACUUUGGAGACCAUUCUCUUUCCAUUUCUGUGAAUUCUGUGUUUUUUUCCAGAUGCCAUCCAGUAAGCUGCUGUUAAGAUAAUAUGGUUGGUCAAUCUCCCCACAUUCAAAUGUCUCCUUGUGAGAAACACUGCAUCAUACCAGGGAGAUGCCAACAUUUAAAGGUGUAUGCACUGCUAUUUUACAGUGGUUAAUGUAAGGAUUCACUGUAGAACAAGAGCAAGCAAUGUGAAAUACACACACUUUGGCAUUAAAGUGUUGAACCUGAAGUUGCAGUUCAAGUCACACUUAUGCCAUCAUUCUUCACCCUAUUAUGAUACAUGACUCUGCUAUGUACAAUGUAAACAACUGGGCUCAGAACAACUUUCAGACCAGCCAGAGAUAAAGUCAGCUACUCCAACUUUCCCCAGGAAAUGUUAUUAGGAUGAGAUGGUGCAUGGGGCAGUGAUUUUAAACAAUUAUAUUAAGCCCUUUAUGUAAGCAUCCCUACUGUGAACAAGAUAAAGUUUCCAUCAUAUAGAAAAGUUAGGCUUAUUUAUGUCAAAUAUACUGAAUGACAGUGAACGCAAAUCAAUGAAGAUUUUUUGAGGUGUUCCUUAAGAAAUAAGUUAGUGAAAAGUAGGUUAAUGCUUGUCAAGAGUAGAAUCAGUGAAAGCAGUACCCUGACAGAAUUCAUGGGAAUUCAGUCUUUUCUUAAAAGGUUAAAGUGCAGACCAACUUUAAGGACCUGAGGAGGGUAGAGAGAUGAGUUGGUGGUUAGCAGGAGAGGAUCAGAGGAAAAAAUUACAGCAAUCCACCUGGUUAGUUUCAGCAAUAUGGUUACAAGCAGUUUCAACAUCCAAAGAAAAAAAAACAAAAACAAAA